Molecule: messenger RNA, 1653 nt
Organism: Kluyveromyces marxianus DMKU3-1042
Lineage: Eukaryota; Fungi; Ascomycota; Saccharomycetes; Saccharomycetales; Saccharomycetaceae
Gene: PEX28
Product: Pex28p
Exons: 1
Coding region: 1-1653 (550 amino acids)
Biological process (GO): peroxisome organization
Cellular component (GO): peroxisomal membrane
Source: RefSeq, a predicted model, not a curated record
AUGGAGACCCAAGUAGGUGCAAAGCGGGUGAGUAGAAGAUCUUUAUUGGGUAACUAUCUUUUGCGGAAAUAUGAGAAUGUUUUUGCAUCGAUAGACCAUGUUUCUGCGCCCGAUGAGAAUGAGAAGCUUUUGAGCAAUCGAGAUUUGGUUCAAGGAAUUGCAUCAUCGCUAUUUGACGCUACAUGGGAAAGGUUCAAGGCGAUGAGGGAUGAUGAUACGAAGACCAUAGAUGAUGAUUUUCAUGAGUAUAUGAGUGGGAUAGAUCUGGAAAGCAAUGAUAGUUUCUGGAAAGAUGAGAAUUUCCGACAGGAGUAUGAAGCAAGGUCUGCCUCAUCUGAGGAUCCUGGGCCUCAGGGUAUAAGGAUGGAAAGGAUACAGAAUGGGCAGUUCAAAAAUGGGAGGCAUUUAGUAGAGGAGACGAAGGAACAUUUUGUUGAUAUGGUUAUUGAUCGACUUAUACUGAGUUUGCUUCCCGAUGAGUUACCAGAAAGGGAGCAGUUUAGCCAGCGAGUUUCAGAACCAAGUCGUCGUAAAUCACAAACAGUGAGUGUAUCAAUCAUGAGUAGGAAUAUUAGAAUCUUGACUUCUAAGUUGGGGGCGAUAUUUGAGGUACAAGACGAAUUAGUGCGGUUGGCUACUUGGAGAAACCCGGCUGGCACACUUUUGAUAUUGGUGGUAUUCACGAAGAUCUGCUUCAACCCCAUGCUUCUUCUGAUAUUACCUAUAGUAUAUAUUAUGUUUGGGCUAAUGAUCCCUGGUUAUUUACACAGACACCCAUUGCAUAGGGGAAUAUAUCUAUCCAAGAGGUCCUACGGCCAAUCAUUAAUUAAAGAUAUUACCACCGGAGGUAGUAGAGUCAAGGUUCAACCACACGAACCACUGCGUGAGUAUAGUUAUGAGGACGUCGAUUUAGAUGCCUUGAAGAAGGCUAAUGCAGUUCGCCAGAGCAUGGAAUUCGUGGUAAAUCUCCGAGAUUUACAGAAUUUGAUGAGCAUUAUGGUUUUCAUUACUGAUAAGGUCGAAAAAUUUGUAUACGGUACGGCAGGGUUCAAGAACGAACAGAUUUCAACCAUGGUGUUCCUUUCAGGGUUUUUCUUUUUGAUAUCAUUAUGGGUUAUAGCACCUUUCAUAAAUUGGGCAUUAAUGACCAGCAUGCUGGCAUGGGGAGUCAUGUUUGUGCUACAUCCAAGAGUGAGACCAGUAUUAUUAGGACUCUUAAAAAAGCAGCAGUUGGAAAAGGGCAAAGAGGUUCUUGAAAAGACGGAGCGGUACGAUAUACUAUUGGACGAACCAGUAGAAACUAGGUGGACAGAAGUGUUUGAAAUUCAAAUACAAGGAAUCACUGAAACGGAAUGGUCACAUUAUAUGUAUGCCACACAUGUAUUCGACAAAAGUGAUCCAUAUCGUAAAUCUCAAAAGCCACCACCAGGCGUACAAACAUUAGAAGAAUUAAAAGCUCCACCAACUUGGGUUUUUGAUUCAAACUGCGAGUGGAUUACCGACACAAAUGUACAGCAAUGGGCAGCAGAGCGUGGUCUGGAAAAUUUGAGAAUAGAUGGCGAUUAUCUUGUCGAUGAUCAGUUUAAGAGAAAGCGCUUAAUACGUAAGGUAAUACGAUAUGCAAACCCAGCAAGAAUCCCAUCAUAUCGCUGA